AUGGCCGUGCUCCCUGUCGACGACUACAAAGUCGUAGUCGGAGAGGGUUGGGGAGAAGGAGAUGAGGUAGUUGUGGCGGUGGAGGUGUGGUCAGAAAAGGUGGUUGAUUUGAUAGGUGAGGAGGUGGCUGUGAGGUUUAUGCCUGGGUACAGAGAACCCACCGCCAUUGUUAGCAUCUGA
Prunus armeniaca (apricot) is the source of this 180-nucleotide messenger RNA. Lineage: Eukaryota; Viridiplantae; Streptophyta; Magnoliopsida; Rosales; Rosaceae. The record is from the annotation of a GenBank genome assembly.